This is a messenger RNA of Pyrus x bretschneideri (Chinese white pear), 5073 nucleotides long. RefSeq names its product receptor-like protein EIX2. The record is from RefSeq and is a predicted model, not a curated record. The transcript has 4 exons. Lineage: Eukaryota; Viridiplantae; Streptophyta; Magnoliopsida; Rosales; Rosaceae. Bases 330 to 2735 code for a protein of 801 amino acids. Gene Ontology annotation, molecular function: protein binding.
UAAAUGCUUCUUUGUUGAGCUUGAAACAUUUAAAUUACCUUGACUUGAGCUUGAAUUGGUUUGAUAGCAAUCAAAUUCCUAAGUUCAUUGGGGAGCUUAAAAGUUUGCAAUAUCUCAAUCUCUCCUAUGCGUCAUUUAGAGGAGAGAUUCCCUCUUCUAUUGGUAACCUGUCAAGCCUAAAUUUUCUUGAUCUCAGGUGGAGCCAGAAUGUGUUUGACUUAUCUUCCAAAAAUUUGAAUUGGCUUUCUCACCUCACUUCCCUGAAAUACAUUAAUCUCAAUGGCGUUGAUCUUAGCAGCACAGGAGUCAGUUGGGCAUAUGAUAUUAACAUGCUUCCUUCAUUGUUAGAGUUACAUUUAUCUUUGUGCUCAAUUGAAAGCAUUCCACUUUCACUACAAAGGAUUAACUUCACAUCACUGUUGGUCCUUCAUAUGUCGUAUAAUGGCAUUAAAAGUUCUUCAUUUCCCGGCUGGUUUUUUAAUCUUACUAACCUUGUAACACUCGAUCUAUCCGGGAAUGAUUUCGGGGAUUCUUUUCCAAGUGAAUUUUCAAACUUCAAAUCUCUGGAAAAUCUUUAUUCAUCUGAAAUAGGCUUAAAAGGUCUAAUUCCUAAAGUCAGUGGAAAUUUGUGCAAGCUAAAAGUCUUAAGACUUUCAGAGAACAACUUUGAUGGGGGGAUUGAAGAGUUUUGGAGGAGUCUCUCAAAUUGUCCAAGUAAUACAUUAGAGUCACUAGAUUUGUCUAAUUGCCAGAUUGAAAGCCAAUUGCCGGUCUUUUUAGGAAUGUUUAAAAGUUUGCAGAUUCUCAACCUUGGAGAAAACAAUUUGUGGGGCUCAAUUCCAGAUUCCAUCGGAAACUUGUCAUCCUUGAGAACAUUAGCCCUCAAUUCUAAUAAUUUGUCGGGCUCAAUUCCAGAUUCCAUCGGAAACUUGUCGUCCUUGAGAACACUAGACCUCAGUUAUAAUAAGAUGAACGGCUCAAUUUCAGAAAGUAUUGGACAGCUCUAUGAGCUAGUUUCCCUACUUCUGCUUGGUAACUCAUGGGAAGGCAUUCUAACGGAAGCCCAUUUCAUAAAUCUUACCAGAUUACAAGAUUUUCAAGUUGGAAAUAUAAACCGACCCAUGUCCCUCAUUCUCGACGGGGCUUAUGACAGGGUUCCUCAUUUCAAGCUCUUCAUAAUUUAUAUCAUAAAUUGUCGGAUAAGUCCUGGUUUUUGGGUAUGGCUUCAAACUCAAACUGAACUGUCUGAUGUUGCCCUUCUGGGUAAUGGAAUCUCGGAUUCCAUACCAGAGGAAUGGUUGUUGAAGAUAUCUUCCCAACCUGGCUAUCUAGACUUGUCUUACAACCACUUUCAUGGAAACUUUCCUUCCCAUUUGAAAUUUCCAAAUUUAAUGUUUAUUGAUUUGAGUCAUAAUCAGUUGGAGGGCCCUCUACCACUUUGGUGUUUCCCUAAUGUCCAUUCCCUUUAUCUAGAAGGCAAUUUAUUUUUUGGGCCAAUCCCCUCAAAUAUUGACCAAAUGAUGCCCAAAUUGCAAGAAUUGUUACUUGAUGGGAAUCAUUUGAAUGGCACUAUUCCUCCCUCUAUUUGUAACAUGCAGAAGUUAAAAAUCCUGUCUCUAAGGAGCAAUCAGUUUUCUGGAGAACUCCCUCAUGCAUGGAAUAUGGAGAGCAUUAUGGUGUUUUUAGAUGUUGGUCAAAACAAUCUGUCUGGUAAGAUUCCUACUUCAUUGGGGGUACUACGUUCCCUGGAAAUUUUAAAGCUCAACGACAACAAUUUUGGCGGUGAAAUUCCUGAUGCCUUGCAAAAUUGUUCAAGUUUGAGGAGUAUUGAUCUUGGAGACAACAAGUUAUCUGGGAAAAUACCUCUAUGGAUAGGAGGGUCAAACAUAUCUAAGUUGUCUAGGCUACGAUUACGGUCCAACUAUUUUAGUGGAUGUAUUUCCCAGCAACUGUGCAAUCUUCAGGGCCUUCACAUCCUCGACCUUAGUCACAACAGCCUUUCAGGUACUAUUCCCAUGUGUUUGGAUAACUUAACUUCGCUAGUCAAUGAUGAUUCUUAUGAACACAAUUAUGAUGUGUUGGAGCAAGCCACACUAACACUAAAAGGAGAAGAACUUGUGUACAACACAACUCUAUAUCUUGUAAAGAGCAUUGAUCUUUCAUCAAAUAAUUUAAAAGGUGAAAUCCCUAAAGAAAUAAGCAGCCUCAUUAUGUUGGGCACCUUGAAUUUGUCCAUGAAUCAAUUAAUUGGAAAGAUCCCUUCCAAGGUCGGAAAUUUGCGUUGGCUUGAAACUCUUGAUCUCUCACACAACCACCUUUCGGGACAGAUUCCCCAAAGCUUGUCAUCUUUAACCUCUUUGUCCCACCUGGACUUGUCAUACAACAACUUGUCUGGAAGAAUUCCUACUGGAAACCAGCUUCAAACGCUCAAUUUUUCGUCCAUUUAUGUGGGCAAUCAAUGGUUAUGUGGCGUUCCUCUCUCAACUAAGUGCCUUGAAGAUGACCCUUUUAUUGCUAAGGAUGCAAAGGAGGAGAAUGAAGAUGGAAAGGAUAAGUUGUGGCUCUAUGUUAGCGUGGUACUUGGCUUUAUCGUAGGCUUUUGGGGUGUUUGCGGCACAUUGACCUUAAAGACAUCGUGGAGGUAUGCCUAUUUUCAAUUCUUCGAAGACAUCAAAAAUAAGGUAGCACUAGCAAUUGCAUUAAAAGUGGUUCGUUUCAAAAUGUUUUUAUUCUGAAGUUUGAUUGCCCUAAUAUAUAAUGUGAUGUUUUUCCCCUUCUACUUUGUGUUUUGGUACUUGCGACAUAUGUAUUAAAUAAAAGAAUCCUUCAGUAAGUGUUCCCACAAACAAUUAUGUAACGGUUAUCCAUUUAAUACAAGAAUUCUAUCUAGUUUGUACUUAUGAAUCGCAUAAUACAAUCUACCGACGUAAUGUUGCAAUUUAACAAAGUAACAUUAGGAAGUAGAUAAGCACACGUGUGUAUUCUUCUCUUUUACACUUGAAUGUCGUCCAACUCGGCGAGUGGUAGUCCACCUCUACCGCCUUCUCGAUGCUGCCAAAACCAUACAAAAAUGGGAGGAAGAAUUGGUGGUUCGAUAUCGUCGAGGGUUUUCUGGGAUUCCUGUUCCUUGCAGAGAGAGAGGUGGGAGAAUUCGAUGGCGUCUUCUGGGUUCCUGUCCCUUGCCGAGAGAGAGAUGGGAGAGGUAUUUUGGCGUCUGUUGCAGAGAGAGAUUAGGGGGUUUGCACAGAGGGUGGGUGGGCGAUUCAAUUGAGGGGCUAGGGCUAGAGGGAUGGGGGCUCCAUCUCUAUUCUCGCUUGCUGAAACUUUCCGCUCUUCAGGAGUUUGAAGGGCUCUCAUGUCCAAUGAGGAAGGAUAUUUCACAAGUUCGUAAGAAAGAUCGAUGAGAUUAAGAAAGAGUUAUAGCCACUAGGACAUACCUGCCAGAAGAAGGAAAAGGAAUACAGAGAUGCAGGCUUUCAAUGAAAAGAACAGAGAAAAAGUGCAGCUUAUCACAAAGCUAAUGGAGCUGGUGAGUGAAAGUGAGAAGACAAAGAUGAAGAAGCUUGAGGAGCUGAGCAACAACAUAGAAUCAUUAAAGUGAAGAAAUAGCUGCCUAUGUGGGUAACUGAUGAUCUGAUUAGGUUUGUGUGAUGAUUUAUUUAAGGUGAGUUUUUUUUAUGUUUACAUAUAUGGGUGGUGAUUGGCAUUUGGUGUAAUUUCUAAGUUGGUUUGUUUCAUUAAUUAGUGCUUGGUAAAAACAUUUGGCUGAUUUAGGCAGGAAAAUAACCUUUAAAUUUAAACAGGUUUGUAGCUAAAAGCAUCUGGCCUUGCAUUUUUCUUCUCAUUUUUCCAUGUAUCCAAACACAUACUACCCUACUUCCUAGUGUAACGUGGGGUUCUUUGAAUUUAUUCCUAUUCUUUGUUCUAACUUUUUAUGGAUUGCAAAGGCCAUGAUAUUUAUGUAAUAAUGUAAAGUUUUAUGAGUGAUUUUGGGACAAAUGGAGUGUAUUUUGUUCAAUUUUUCUUCAGUACUCGGCUCUAUAGGGAAUGAUUGCAUUUUCUACUCCUACCCCCACAACACCAUGAUCUUCUUCUCUCUUUUCAUGGAUUCUUGUGACUGUAACCUCCAUUUGCUGAGAUCUCUCCCGGUCUUCAAGAACACCAUCAACCACGGUCCACUGUGAGAGUAUCAAAAAAACCCACCAUCCCCAUUUUCCAAGUUUUCCCUUUACUCUCUCCAAAUAUUGAAUCUUUCCGCUCUUCUGCUUGUUGGGGUUUUUUUGUUUUUUCAUUUUUUUUGGGGAAAAAAGGUAAAGAAAAGGGUUUUUUUUCUUUUUGUGUUGGGGGGUGGGGAGUUGAUCAAGAGCUUGCAUGGGUACGGAUUGGAUCAGGGGAAGAGAAGCUAGAGAGGGAGUUUGUGUUCAGGGAAAUGGGUUGUAUGUGGAGCUGACAGCUGAGCUGCUUCUGAGAUUGAUGAAAUUUCCAGCUUCCAAAGUGCUCCAAGGGCAUGUCAAUGGUUGCUGGGUUUGCAUUUUAGCAUUUCAUAAGAAUUCACCUUCUGAUUUGACAUGCAUUCCCUCUAUCCUUUCAGUCUCCACGUACCCUUUUCAGUCUGAUGAAUUUAUUCUUAUGUUGUCUUGCUGCUUUUGAUGUUUUUCACGGUAUUUUUCUUUUGGUUGGGGGUUGUCGUUAUUUGUGUUUGUGUUUAUGUUUGAGAUGUACUAAUUGCAGUAUUACCCGAUUACGGAUGUCUACAUUUUUUUGGACCUUUUACGCUUUUAAAUUUCGCUCAUUCCCUGACAAUACCUGACUUAGCCACUGACAGAAGACAAACACGUAUUUUGUUGGGGCUUCACUUGUUUGGUCUUUUCAAAGAAAGAAGAAAGGAUUUUGCGAUGUAUUGGAAUAGAGAUACAUGAUAUACUGAUUCUCACAUAUUAUAGUGCGUGGAUUGAUUAUUAAUGUUAUAUUCUAAAGUAUAGAUUGGAUCUUCUACUCAUAAUAUAACAUGUGGAUGUGUUCUAGUAUGUUUCAAUAAUUUUUCUUGAUGAAGAGCCUUUGGUUUGCUUUCUA